ACUCUGACAUUAGCUCGAACAGCACAGAAAAUAAAGGAAAGAUCAGGCCUGAAUAUAGGAUAAUAGUAAUAGCCGCUCUUUUAUCUACUUUUCAUAGGGUUGCAGAUAUCAACAAUAUUAUCCUGAAAUACCUUCACUCUUACAAUCCAUAGAUGCAGUUGAGCCUAUAGAUGAUUAAGCCUGUGCAAUAUCAUAGGAUUAAGAUAUUUAAGGACAAAGGACUGUAAUAAUGGCCAAUAAUGAUGAGACUUGAUUCAAUGAAUGCUUCAGUGGCAGACCAUACUGAGCAGCAUAAAUGCAGAUAUAUCAGCCAUCAAUACAAAUUACAUGAAUUACAAUUAUGCAGGAAACACAGAAAGAUAAAGGAACAGAAGAUCUACACUUGCUGGGAAAACUUGCAGAUUAUUGAAAUAGCUGAAUAACCUACUAGAUAUGAAAAUCCUGUGUUUCAGAAUGACUUGGUUACGUCUUAUUGUUAUACUAGUAAUUGCACUAGCUUGCUUACAACUUUUACACAUGUCAAUGCUUAGUCAGUUAGAAAUACGGAACAAUCAAUUUGAAAUCAAAAAGUCACGAUUCAUUUUUAAGAAGGUGGCCUUGAAGCAGUUUCAGGAGAUACAAAAUGCACUGCAUGGUAGCAGUAUACUGGAUUCUAGCGGCCAGUACAGAAUUAUACAUUUUUUAUUGAAGAGUAAAACACAACAGGAGGAAUCGCAGAAUAAUGUUAAUGGUUUGACAUUGUUAACUCAGUGUUCAGCCAAUAGAUUACAUUACCUUAUAGAUCUUGCAAACCAAUGGAGUGCACCAAUAUCAAUUGCCGUAUUUACAAUUUCAAAAGAUAUUAAAAAUGUAGUAAGAACAUUGCUAUAUCUGCAGUUCUGUGUGCCUGCAAUUCGAGAGUAUGUUUCAAUACAUUUAGUGUUUCCCUUUGCCUCAAAUAUUGAGGCCAUUACAGAAACGGACAUUGAUAUGCCCCAUGAUGUAUGCCAUAAUUUAAAGGAUGAGCUCCAGAAGCGGUAUAAUACUACUCUCAAUUAUGACUUGCAGGGUGUUCCCUACCCCAAUAACCUACUACGUAAUAUAGCACUACGUAAUGCUCAUACUGACCAUAUCUUUCUCAUUGACAUAGAUUUUAUACCUUCCAAAAAUCUCCAUAGUAACUUUCUCAAUUUUGCUCAAACCAAUGGGAUAUUUGACAUCAACAGAUCUGUAUAUGAAAAAACAGUUUACGUUGUUCCAGCAUUUGAAACACGUAACAAAAUCUCAAUUCCAAGCAACAAAGAUGAGCUAUUAUUGCAGUGGAAAAAAUCAGAAAUCCGACCUUUUUAUUAUGAACUUUGUUGGAAGUGUCAAAAACAAUUAGACUAUGAAGCAUGGGGAUUGGCAAACUCAACGAAAAGUGUGACAGUAGCUUAUGAAAUUGAAUGGAAGGAUCCCUGGGAACCAUUUUAUAUCACAAGAAAAACCAUCCCAGUUUAUGAUGAGAGAUUUAAGCAGUAUGGCUUCAACAGAAUAAGUCAGGUUUGUGAGGUCCACUUUGCUGGUUAUACCUUUGCUGUGCUCAACAAUGCAUUCCUACUACACAAAGGUUACAAACUGCCUUCCAACUUCCAUAAGACUAAAGAACAAGAACAACAGCGCAAUAGGAUCCUCUUCAGACAGUUCAAAGAGCAACUGAAAACUAAAUAUCCUAAUUCUACCAGGAGGUGUUACUGAAUUUCCUCCCUUCCCUAACCCUACCCCAAUUCUCUUUAAUUCCCCAUACCAUGUUUUGAGGAGAAAUUAAGUGGAUGGAAUACUAGAUAUUAAUAUAACUGAGUACUGCCAUGUUUUCAAAUGCAAUAAUGAUGUUGAGAAAAGCAAACAUUCAUUUCAUCUUUGUAGCAAGUUAACCUAUUUCUCUCUUGUCAUCUCUCUUCUCAAUAUUCUCUAACAUUGGUUUUAAUCAUGCAGUCCUAACUUCGACCGUUAAUUUGAAUUUUUGACCUACCAGGUGCUUGAAAAUCAAGGAUUGCGAGUCUCAUACUGCACUGUUUUUUCUUCAAACUUAUACCAUUAAAAGCAGAACAAAAUUGCCUUUC
Molecule: messenger RNA, 2081 nt
Organism: Owenia fusiformis
Lineage: Eukaryota; Metazoa; Annelida; Polychaeta; Sabellida; Oweniidae
Source: the annotation of a GenBank genome assembly